AUGUUGUUCGUCGCCUGCCUUUCCGUAGCUGCCGUGGCAGUGUCCGCGGCUCCGCUGGAGAACCGAGCUGCGGCGAUCGCCCUGCCGUUGAAGAAACACGUCAAUGUCACAUCGAUCAGCAACAUCGUCCAGAAAGGCCACGCCCGCAUCAGCGCGAUCAAUGGAGAGCAGGCAGCUCCUGCCGCCCGCGCCGUGCAGGUUAGCUCCGGCACGGUCACCAACGAGGACGUUACAUAUGUUGCCGCGGUCACCAUUGGUGGUAAAUCCUAUGAUCUGAUCGUCGACACUGGAUCUUCAAACACCUGGUGUGGUGCUCAGAGCGCAUGUGAGAAGUCCUCGACUGGCAAGUCUACUGGCGGCACAGUCUCUGUCACCUACGGCAGUGGUUCAUUUUCCGGAACUGAGUACACGGACACGGUCAGCUUCGGCGGCCUGACCGUCUCUUCCCAGUCGAUCGGUUCCGCUUCCACCUCGUCAGGAUUCAGUGGCGUGGACGGAAUCAUCGGGUUUGGUCCUGUCGGUCUUACCUCGGGAACUGUUUCCAACGCCAACACAGUUCCGACUUUCCUUGACAACCUGAAGAGCCAGGGGUCUAUUUCAACUGAAGUCCUUGGUGUUUCCUUCAAGCCCGAAAGCGGUAGUGAUACAGAUGAUGCCAACGGCGAGCUGACCCUCGGCGGCACCGAUUCGUCGAAGUACACUGGCACGCUCACCUACUUCCCCAAGCUCACGAGUGGCUCUGCUGCCGCCUACUGGGGCAUCUCAAUUGCCAGCUUCACCUACGGCUCUCAGACCCUCGCGUCGAGCGCGUCUGGCAUCGUCGACACCGGCACCACGCUGAUCUACAUCCCGAGCUCGGCCUACUCCGCGUUCCUGUCGGCGACCGGUGGCAAGACUGACAGCUCGUCCGGGCUUGCUGUCUUUACCACUAAGCCGACUGCGAAUUUCGGUAUCAAGUUUGGUUCGACGACUUACACCCUGACGCCAGCCCAGUACCUCGUUCCCACUGCUCAGUACAGCGUCUUCGGCCUCACCUCUGGCAAGUACUACGCCUGGAUCAACAACGGCGGCAGCUCAGGUGUCAACACAAUUAUUGGCCAGAAGUUCCUCGAGAACUACUACUCGGUUUACGAUACUACCAACUCUCGCAUCGGCUUUGCUACUGCUGCCUAA
Diaporthe batatas is the source of this 1173-nucleotide messenger RNA. RefSeq lists its product as uncharacterized. NCBI's taxonomy places the organism in Eukaryota, Fungi, Ascomycota, Sordariomycetes, Diaporthales, Diaporthaceae. The record is from RefSeq and is a predicted model, not a curated record. Gene Ontology annotation, biological process: proteolysis. The coding region runs from base 1 to 1173 and encodes 390 amino acids. Gene Ontology annotation, molecular function: aspartic-type endopeptidase activity. The transcript has 2 exons.